Molecule: messenger RNA, 717 nt
Organism: Dermatophagoides farinae (American house dust mite)
Lineage: Eukaryota; Metazoa; Arthropoda; Arachnida; Sarcoptiformes; Pyroglyphidae
Product: gamma-interferon-inducible lysosomal thiol reductase
Molecular function (GO): oxidoreductase activity, acting on a sulfur group of donors, disulfide as acceptor
Source: RefSeq, a predicted model, not a curated record
AAAUCGAUCGAUACAUUCAAUUCAACAUACACAUAAGUAACUUAAGAACAACAGCAACAACAACAACAACAAAAAUGAAAUCCACAUUUUUCGUUUUAGCAGUUCUAUUCGCUGCUUCGACCAUCGAAUGCAAUCGUGUAAGCGUGGGCGUAUACUAUGAAACAAUUUGUUCCGGUUGCCGUACUCAUUUCAUUAAUGCUAUUGUGCCUCUUCGACAACAAUUAGGUGAAUAUGUAGACAUUGAUCUUGUUCCAUUCGGUAAUGCUCAUAUCUAUUCGAAUGGACCACAAUGUCAACAUGGAGCUUUAGAGUGUUAUGGUAAUGCUUUCCAAGCUUGUUCAUUGGACAUGAAUGGUUUUGAUACGGGAUUCAAAUUGGUUGAAUGUAUGUUCAGAUCAUCUUAUUACAGUAAUCCUCAAUAUAGUGCAAAAAGAUGCGCUCAACAAUUGAAUUUGAAUUAUGACCAACUUCAUUCAUGCGCUACCGGCCAAAAAGGCUUUGAAUUGAUCAAAGUGAUGGCCCGUAAAACGCCUCGACAUAAUUAUGUUCCAUGGACUACGGUCGAAAGCCGUACUGUAGAUGUUAAUGUAGAUUUGGUCAAAUACAUUUGCGAUAAUUACCUGAACAAUGUUCCAGCUUGCAAUUAAUUGAUUGAUUGAUUGUUUUUUCAAUUAUUAAAAACAAGUUUAUGAAUUAAAAUGUAUUCUAAUAGUUCAA